Messenger RNA from Oryzias latipes (Japanese medaka), 8090 nucleotides. It is a transcript of the gene frmpd1a, whose product is annotated as FERM and PDZ domain containing 1a. Gene Ontology annotation, molecular function: protein binding. Gene Ontology annotation, cellular component: cytoskeleton. Lineage: Eukaryota; Metazoa; Chordata; Actinopteri; Beloniformes; Adrianichthyidae. The record is from RefSeq and is a predicted model, not a curated record.
AUAUCAAUAAACAGAUUCAUAAUGCAGGUGUUUCGACAAUAGAGCGCUCGCGCCGUGGCUCCAUCUCCACGUUUUUAUUUUCUGUGGACUGAAUCAUUGAAAGUUGAAGUGCGCGCGCGCACAGGUCAGUGAGAGGGGGAGGGAGAGCGAAGGAGGGAGGGGUAGGGACCGGAUGGAUGGAUGAGUUAGAAGAUUAUCGACGUUUAAGCCACGCAUCCCGCAGCUCACGCGCUCACCUGCUCGCGGGACGGCGUCCGGUGGCUCGCCUUGGUCUCGAGCCCCGCUCCCCGUGGACUCCAGGUGUUUUGGAUUAACGGACUUCCCCUUGCAUCCCACGAAGGAGCGGCUGUUUCUUUUUCUGCGGACCUUUUUCCAAGUUCCUCCGGGACCACGGCGCGCGGGUUGACCCGCCCUGAGCUCACGAGGGGAUUACACGAGUGACGAGAAAGAAACCCGCGAGCUCACCGGAGAUGAAGAAGCAUGGUCCUCCUCAGGAGAAGCAUGGGCGGAGCAGAACAGCACUGUAACAGCUGCCUCCAUGGAGCCCUGACCCUCAGGGCAGAGAGCAGGUAAAUGGAGGUGCAGGAUCGGAGCCGCUCCCCCUCCCGCAGGACCAGCCGGGUGGAGCAGGUGGUGGGACGAUGGCUGAGACGCUCCCGAGACUUAGGAAGCAGGUCCCACUCUCUGAGCAGAGAUCGAGCUGCAGCUGAUGGGAAGCCAGCAGGGUCCAGCGGCUGUGAUCACAGGAAUUACCCUUUCCGCUUCAACGUUCAGAUCCAAAGGGACCCAAACCUAAACUCUCAUGGCUUCACACUCUCCUCGCAGACCCCCAUCCUGGUGGAGGACGUCACCCCAGGUGGUCCUGCAGAUGGUCGGCUCGUCCCCGGCGACCAGUUGGUGAAGAUCAAUAAUGUUGCAGCCGAUGACCUGACCCCAGAGCAAGCGGCUGAAAUAAUCAGGGAGCAUCAGGAGACCAUGAGUGUGACAGUACUCAGAAUAAUGCUGGGCCCAAAGUCCUCCUUCAUCACACCAGAGAAGAGGGCAAAGCUCAGGUCCAACCCUGUCAAGGUCCACUUUGCUGAGGAGGUGGAAGUCAACGGACACUCUCAGGGAAACUCGCUGCUCUUUUUGCCGAACGUACUGAAGGUGUACCUAGAGAACGGGCAGACCAAGGCCUUCAAAUUUGAGCCCAGCACCACCGUAAAGGACAUUGUGUUGACGCUGAAGGAAAAGCUUUCCCUGAGCCGUAUCGAACAUUUCUCCUUGGUGCUGGAACAACAGUUCAGCAGCAACAAACUGCAGCUCCUUCAUGAGGAUGAGAGGAUCCAGCAGGUGGUGCAGAGGAAAGAGGUUCACGACUACAGGUGCCUGUUCCGUGUUUGCUUCAUGCCCAAAGACCUUCGGAAGCUGCUGCAGGAGGACCCAACCGCUUUUGAGUACCUCUACCAGCAGGGCGUUAAUGAUGUGCUACAGGAGCGCUACGCCGUGGAGAUGAGGUGUAACACAGCCCUGCGGCUCGCUGCUCUGCACAUCCAGGAGAGGCUGGUGAGCUGUGGACAGUCGCCAAAGGUCAACCUGAAGACCAUCACGAAGACUUGGGGCAUUGAGAACUUUGUGUCGUCCACUUUACUGAGAAACAUGCGAGAGAAAGACCUCAGGAAGGCCGUUGGAUACCACAUGAAGCAGAGCCAGUCGCAGUAUGAUCCCAAACAGAAAGGCCUGACGGUGGAUCAAGCCCGGAUCAACUACCUGGAGGAGCUGAGCGACCUCAAGUGUUUUGGAGGGAAAUCUUUCGGGGCCACCUUGAUGCUCCAGGACAGGGAGUCCAUGGUGACCCUGCUGGUGGGAGCUCGCUAUGGUGUGAGUCAGGUGGUCAACCACAAGCUGAACAUCCUGACCACCCUCACCGAGUUCUCCUGCAUCACUCGCAUCGAGCUGCUGCCUGAGUCCGAGAAGGUCAGCCUGGUCAAAAUGUACCUACAGGACAUCAAGCCCAUCACACUGCUGUUGGAGGCAGCUGCCGCCAAGGACAUGUCCUGUUUGAUCGCUGGCUACUGCCGCGUGUUUGUCGACCCCAACCUCAACAUCUUUCCCUGGACGGAAGACAAGAAGCACAAAAUUUCAGCCGAAGAAGGUUACGUGUCCCGAUGUGCAAGUGACUCCGACGACUCUUCAGACGUGGACACGGAGCCGCUGCUCAGUCUGGGGCUUCGGGACCAGAGGCCCUGCCCUCGUGUCCGGUCUUCAUCUGACCCGGAUGGAAGGAAAAGAAAAAACAGGGGGAGAAUGAAGAACAGGGAUGGCAAAGAAAAGGGGAACAAACCUUGGGAGGAUAACAAGUUAAAAGAACUGAAGAGUGCAACUGCAGAAGUGGAAAAGUCUCCAGCAGAUGAGAAGAAUGAGGCUGCAGAGAUGGAGCAGGAGGUUGGACCGAUCCAGAUCAUCAAAACCGAGUCAGAGAGACACAGCGGGCUGAAAAGGAGCGGUGGUGGGGAGGAACCGCGAGCGGCUGAGGAGCAGCCGUCAGUGUCAGAAGCGUCGGAUUCCUUUACGACAGACUCUCGAGUCCUCACCAGCCCCUCCAGCGACUCUCUGGAUGCUCUGGAAGAAGACGACUUAAUUUCAUGCUCUUCUUCCUCCGUCCAUCCGAACAGUCUCAUGAGUUCUCACGUGUGUGUCCACGCCCCCCUUCAGCUGCACUCUGACAGCCACGCUCAGCCACACCUCCUCCUACCUCCACCAGCUCACUCCCAUCCUCUCCUCCACCUCACCAGAGAUGAAGGAGGCGGCUGCAGGAGGUCGGGCGAUGGCGCCGAUCCCCAGUCCCCCGCCCACAGCUGCUCGGACGACGGCUCGCUGUGCUUCGCUGAACUCUCCCGCCGCACCGACAUCCUGCCCAGUCCGCCCGAGGCAAGCGAAGAAGACGAGGACGAUGAGCUGAGGAAGAGGGCAAAGGUGCAAAAAGUAGAAAUCACUGUGAGAAAGCCGAGUGAAGGAGACUGUUCGCUCAGGGAGGGUGGGACCACAGAGAAUCCACUCUCCACGUCUACGUCUCCCCUCUCCUCCCACACAGACUAUGUCUUUAACUUUGACCAAGGCGACGCCCGUUGUUACUACAACCUCUGCUCCAACAUCACCCCUGACAGCGCCCGCAGCCUUCCACACCCACCCAGCCACACCGGCACAAAACCCAGAGAGGAGGUGGUCAACACCGGAGACCUGGAGCUGAUCCCCAUCCUCCAGCCACCCCCCGGCUUUGGGGACAGCAGCUCAGACGAAGAGUUCUUUGACGCCAGAGACGGCUUUACCUCACCUGAAGAUCCCACCUCAGGCCCUGCACCCAGAGAGACAAAGCCCGACUCCCUCAGCCUCACCGACAUUAGGGUUUCUGUGGACGGAGAAACAGAAAAAAAGGGAGAAUCUCACGGAGAAGGAGACAGCGAAACAGUUUUCCUCCUCCGGAAGCGAUCCCGGAAGCGCCGCUCCUUUAUGGAAACGGAUUUUACCUCAAGAGUAACGUACCCAGCACUGGAUUCUGAAUCAAAGCACAACCCGGCCUCCAACAGCCGUCUGACAGACGGCAGUAACAGUCACCUGCUCAGUUCCGACCCUGAGCCCUCAGAACAAACCCAGAAUCCAAGUCCCACCGUCUCCUCGCUCACUCACUCUGAAGGAGAACCCAGCGAACUUGAGUUAAAGCCCAUCCCGUCCAAACUUGACCCUCACGGCUCUCGGUCUGCCCUUGAGCGGAACAGAAACCUAAACUCUCCAUCCAGAACCAGGAAACAGGAGAUGGACAUGGAACCAGACACAAUGGAGUCCAAAUCCGUAAUGGAUCUGGUUCCGGCUUCGAGUAUCACAGUCAUCCGGUGGAGGGUUGAUCCGGACGGUAAGGAGAGCGCCGAUCGGAAGUGUGAUGGAAAAGAGGAGGGAGUGGAGCAGAGGGAGGCCGGCACCACAGAAAACGGACCGUUCACUCGUCACAUGUUUUUGCCUGAAACGAUCGAGGAGGAGGAGAAGGAGGUGGAAGAGGAGCAGAAAGGACUCUCCUCUAGCUUAAAGAGACCUUUGAUUGGUUCUGAAAUGCCAAAACAGGGCAUCUCAGUGCCGACGUGUUUGACAAAGAUAAAUAAAAGGACCAUUGAGGGCUUUUUGGACUCUAACUUAAUCUUUCUCAAUCUGAACACACUUAUUGAUGAAUGUUCUCCUCCCUCGUAUUCUCCACCACCUCCUCCACCGUCCUCCCCGCUUCCCCACAUCCCUGCAGAGCACAAAAUCCAAAAUGACUGUUCGGUGAAGGAAAGGAACACGAGGAGCUUAUUAAACCAAAUCACUCUUUUAAAUCACAAGGAGCAAGGUUUGUUUUUUAGCUUAGAAACAAGUCAUCGGCCCAAAGAAUCCACAAACUCCCCCAGCGAAGAGGUUACAGACAGCACAAACUCAGACGUCUUCGAGGAAGAUUUUGACGACAGGAGGACAGAAGCCAGAACGAAAACUCUGAAGCUGAGCAGCAGUGAUCCUUCGGAUGCUGCCAUGGAAGAGGAGACGCAAACCCCGCAAACCCCCACCGAGCUUCAUCCAGAUUCAGAGGAUCAAGCAGGAAUGUGUUCAAGUCGUGUGGAAUGUAUUCUUGCUUUAGGCUCCAUUGAGGGAAAGCUUGGAGCUCCAACUGCUGUCCCGCCUUCCACUUUGAGUCCAGGGCUGCGAGGUCAAGUCGUACCUCAGAUUGUUUUGUCGCCGCAUCAAACCACGGAGAUCCCUGCAGGUGAUCAGAGCGAGCUGAGCACCGGGGUCAAAGAGGCUCCGCAGAGUCCAAGCCGGAUGAUGGCUAAAACCAACACAAUGCACGAUCUCUCCAAAGAUCAGCCCCCCUCACCCCACUUCCUGUUCCAGGCGUGCUCCCCCAGCAUCAUGGGCCGGUUAUCUGCUUCAACACUCAGAGGGAAGAUUCAGAAUCUGCCCCUGUACCUGUCACGCUCCCAGGAUGGCUUGAAUCGAGCCGGAGAUGGGAGCACAGCCCAGAGUCCUGCUGACAACAGCACAGAAGAAAUCAAAGUCCCAGAGGUUCACAGUCCUGUUCCAGAAGUUUCAGAUAUCAGGGAAACCCCUGGGUCAGAUUCUGAGGCGGCCGAGUCCGACGAUUCGGACGCGACUCUCACCGGGUCUGAGGUGGACGAGGAAUUUUCAGCAGAAACUGUAACAACAAAGAGUUUUUCUUCAGAGAUGGAAGAUGUCAGUUCGCAGGUGCCAGUCCAGACUGAGCCUAAAGUCCAAAGUCACAGUCAGACUGUGUUUACCGGACUCCCCCAGAACACACCCGGCCCAAUAACAGAACCACCAAGCUCCAUGGGAAGCCCCUUAGAAAGAGAUGCCACCAACCUGGAGACGGACACUCCGGGGCCGGUGAAAGAUUCCCCCAAACCAAACACUAAAGCCAGUAUUCCAGAGGAGGACGGUCAGGCUUUUAAAGACAACCAUCCGUCACCUUUGGUUCCACCUCCAAUAGUGGUGACUACUCAGAACCUAAACGGACCGUCAUUUCGGUCUCAAAGAGUAAUGGGGACGAGUAGCGACAGGCCUUUGAUGGGUUUUUGUCCACCUUCAGAGCAGAACUCUAAGCCCCUUUCCAAUGAGUGUAAACUGUUUACAAUCUGUGAGGCUGCGUCCCAGACCAAGACCCAGACGGAGGUGGGGUCCGGUCCAGCCUUCAAGUCCGGCUCGGCCUGUGCCUCUGUUCUUGCGUCUGGUUGUGAGACGGUAGUGGAGGGGAUGCAGGUGCCUCUCGACGCCUGUGGCUGUCCCACAGUUUACACGAGCUGCUUCAGCGGAGAGGACGCCUUUGACGAAGAGCUCACGGUCUACGAGUUCUCCUGCCGCACACAGAGCAGCGGACUCAGCCCCACUUCAGGAGUCAUCCGUCCCGUCAUGACAUCUCCUCCGGUUCCCCUGUUUCUCUCUGCUUCCUCCAUUCAUUCUCCCUCUUUACCCCAAUCCAUCCUUUUCUCCUCGUCCACCUCUGAGCUGAGCCCCCUGCUGUCUCCGCUGUCGGACACCUCCGACUCGUACCCGUCCCAAUUGCACAAAGACACAAUCAAUCACUUAGGUCGGCAGCGCUACCCGGAACCACCCGCUGGUUUCCAAGUUCUCCGCGUGGAGGUGGACAAGCUGCUGUCUAAUUUGGAGGGCAACGCCCCUGAUCGGUCUUUUACAGGCCAUGGAGGUCGUCACCCAAGGGAUACCUGCCCCGUGCACUUUACAGAGAACAAGAGGGUGCUUCAGGUGGAGGCCCGGCGGCUCAUGUCUGGCUGUCAGAGGGUGGUAGGGAUUGGACAGAGCCCAGAAGAAAUGCUUCAUGCCUUGGCUGACAGUUUUCGGACCCUGGUAGGGCUGACGACCAUCUGCCUCUGGUUCUCCGGCUGCGACAGGUGUGACCGAAGGAACGCAGAGGCGGUUGCGGGCCUGGCGGACGUCGCCCGCUCCUUCAGGGACUUUUGUCUGGCGGCGGAGCGAGCCAGCAGCAAACGCAGCUGCCAAGACCUGAGCACCAAGCUGCUGGCCAAGCAGUGCACAGCGCUCACCGCCUCCGUCUUCUGCCUCACUCAGCUGUUCCGCACCCUGACUGCUCUAUGAGCCGACCACAGGGGGUCCGCAGUUUCAACAGGGACCUACCUGCAUGUCCGGAUUGGGCAGAAAAAGCUGAGGCGGGGUUACAGCGGAGCCGAGUGAACGCCUCAACGCUCACAAGAACCGGUUUUUACAGUCAUUUGGUUAGAGACGAUAAGCAGAGCUGCAUGGGAGGAGUCCACGGUCGCAGAGGAUGGAGCGGCACAAACUGCAGGAGCAGACAACGUAGAGUUGAACUGAUGUACUUGAAUGUAUCCCUAUUUAUUUAUUUAUUUAUAAAAUGCAUUAGUUGCUGCAGUGAGAAAGUGAAGAAUGUGAAGGAAAUGUACAAGUGUUUACAGAUUUUUAGCAUCUUGGCCACGCACACGUGCAAAGUUAAUAUCCAAACAUUUGUACACAGACCUUCUACGUAUCUGACUGUGUGACUGUUUCUUUGCGACAGGAGCCCUGCAAUGUUUAGCUCCUGUCUGAAAGGACUGUUUUGUUGGUUUUUUUCUUUUUCAAAUGUCACUGUUUACAAAACCAAAAAGUAGCAAGAGAAGUGAUUUGAUCAAAGCCUAAAGCCAUUUUCUAAACCCUCUAGAGGAAUGCAAACAAAUAUAUGUGCAUUAUAUUUUAUGAAGGUUUUAUUUAGUUUGGUGCGAUUUUGCACAAACCUGUGGUGCGUUUAGGGGAAACAUGCUCAUUUUCCACUUGUGGAUGAAAGACUGAAGCUGGGAAUCCUUGUUUUUUACACAAUUACAUUAACAUAACUUCAGAAAAAAACAUCUUUAAUAAAUAAUCUCAAGUCUUUUUGUUUUAAGGGUUAAAAUUAUAAAGAAUUGUCUGUUUGAGUUGUGCAUAUUAGUCCCGUACACAAAGUGCUUUAUGACUACUGACCACAAUAAUCCUACGUCUUUGUGGACAUUCGGCCACAUAUAACUCAGAGCAUGAUCUCAAUAUGCAGUCCAGUUUUUGAACUUCCCAAUCCGGCCUGAAUGCAUCCACCACAGAAUCCUGUGCAACACUGGUCAGCACUCAUUUGCUUGCAGGUGAUGUUUGUGGAUAAGCUGCUAUGCUGUAGCGUUCUCACCUGGAAUGUUUGCUAGAACGCCUUGAAGAACACCAGAGCUGCAUGUGCACUGGAGACGUAUUUACCAGAGAUGAUUUCACCACUUCAGUGCUGGGAGCACACUAAACUGCAAUCGGCGUUUACAGUUUAUGUCCGGAUGGAUUUUGGUUGCAACAGAUUAUUAUUUAUGACGUCUUUUACUUAAGAAAAUAGGACAUUUGCGUUUUAACCAUGCUCAAUUGUCCCCAAGAGGAGGAAGCGGUAUCGUUGAAGUCAUCUGCUCCUACCAAGCAUGCUGGUAUAAGCCAUAGAAGAAACUGUUUCAUCAGGGAUUUUAGCUGUGAAUGACUGAAUGAUGAUGUCCGCUCAUUCUUUCUUAUGCUCAACUCCCACCAUUAAAACGAUAUUAUGAUCA